Messenger RNA from Populus trichocarpa (black cottonwood), 2356 nucleotides. Its product is annotated as LEAF RUST 10 DISEASE-RESISTANCE LOCUS RECEPTOR-LIKE PROTEIN KINASE-like 1.2. NCBI's taxonomy places the organism in Eukaryota, Viridiplantae, Streptophyta, Magnoliopsida, Malpighiales, Salicaceae. Gene Ontology annotation, molecular function: polysaccharide binding; protein kinase activity; ATP binding. The record is from RefSeq and is a predicted model, not a curated record. Gene Ontology annotation, biological process: protein phosphorylation.
ACAUUAUUAUAAGGUACACCUUAACAUUUGCCCAAGCUUCCUCUCUUUCAUUUCCUUGAAAAUGAUAGAAUAAUCUGUGUUGAGCCACCACUUAAAUCCCCUUCUCCUAGUUGAAGACUCUUCUCUUCACGUUCUGAAACAGAAAAAUGGUUGCCCAUAUUUUGUUCUUACUCUAUCAACACCACCCCAUCAUCACCAUCUUCCUUGUCCUAAUCCUUGCAUCAACAUCUUAUGGUGAGGAUGAUAAUAAAGAUUACAGAGACUGCAAAAAGCAUUUUAAUUGUGGAGUCUUAUCAAACCUUUCUUAUCCUUUCUGGGGAGGUGAUCGACCUGAAGUUUGUGGACAUAAAGGGUUCCAGCUCAAGUGUGAAGAAGGCCAGCUCCCUAUAAUACCAAGUGACAAACUAGAAUUCCGCCUAUCUCGUUUAAAUCAAUCUUCCAGGUUGAUGACUCUGCAGCUAGUGAAUUCCAAAGAUUACAUUUGUCCUACUCAAAAUUUAGCCAAUUCAAGUACUGAGAGUGACAUCCAUGUCUUCGGUUAUGACCUCAACCUUCAAAACCUGAACUUACUUUACAACUGCACGGUCUGGAGCCCGACGCUGGUGCAAAAUAGAAUUUCGAGUUCGUAUUCGAAUUGUAGUGAAUAUAGUGGCAGAUCAUUCUAUGGAAGUGAUGAUAUCUUGGAGAGCAGUAGUGGGCUAGACCAAACGCAAUGUAGCAUAAGGUUCAAAAUCCCCAUUCCAGCUGAGUCUUUUCGUCGACUAACGGGUGACAAACCAGAAUUGGAGCAAGUUUUAAGAGAAGAGUUUAAAGUGUCGUACAAGUAUGAUCAAGGUCCUUCAAUUUGCGAUGGAUGCAUGGCUUCGAAAGGAAUAUGUGGAACCAACUUGACUGAUCCCAAUAGAGAGUUCUUGUGCCUUUGCCGUGACCACCCUUAUCCUUUUGUGUGCAAAGGAAAUAAAGAUGUCAUGAAUGUGGGUCGGAAGGUUCGUAUGGCUCUUGGGGCAUCUCUUGGUACGGUAAUCAUAAUGUCCAUAGCCUUCUUCUUCUGGUACCGCCACAAGAAAAGGCAAUAUGUAUCCUUUGUCUCUCGAAGCAUUAAAUCAGUUCCAUCUUCCAAGGCAUAUAUGGAGAAGCGAGGUAGCUACAAUGGCGUCCAUCUCUUCUCUUAUGAUGAACUUGAAGAGGCUACUAACAAUUUUGAUGAGACUAGAGAGCUUGGAGAUGGAGGCUUUGGGACAGUAUAUUACGGCAAACUUCCAGAUGGCCGCGAGGUUGCAGUCAAGCGCUUGUAUGAGAACAAUUACAAGAGACUUGAGCAGUUUUUGAAUGAAGUUGACAUCCUAACUCGCCUGCGCCAUAAAAAUCUUGUUCUGCUAUAUGGAUGCACCUCUCGGCAUAGCCGUGAACUCCUACUAGUAUACGAGUACAUUCCCAAUGGUACACUUGCUGAUCAUCUUCAUGGUCAAAGAGCAAAGCCUGGUGCAUUGACUUGUCCUACUCGGAUGAACAUUGCUGUAGAGACCGCAAGUGCAUUGGCAUAUCUUCAUGCUUCUGAUAUUGUGCACCGUGAUGUGAAAACCACCAAUAUUCUCCUUGGUAACGAUUUCUGCGUAAAAGUUGCAGAUUUUGGGCUGUCUCGACUAUUUCCAUUAGACGUCACCCAUGUUUCAACUGCUCCACAAGGGACUCCUGGUUAUGUUGAUCCAGACUAUCAUCAAUGCUACCAGCUGACUGAUAAGAGUGAUGUCUAUAGCUUCGGGGUGGUCUUGAUUGAGCUUAUAUCAUCAAUGCCUGCCGUUGAUAUCUCUAGACACCGGCACGAGAUUAAUUUGUCUAACAUGGCAAUCAAUAAAAUCCAAAGCAAUGCAUUAAAUGAACUUGUUGACCCAAGUCUUGGGUUUGAAUCAGAUUAUGCAGCAAGAAAAAUGAUUUCUGCGGUGGCUGAGUUGGCUUUUCAAUGUCUACAAUCUGCAAGGGAGUUGAGACCUUCUAUGGAAAAAGUCGUAGAGAUUCUGAAAGAUAUACAAAAUAGAGACUACACUGCGGAAAAGGCAGAGGAGAUAGAUAUUCCUUCAGAUGAUGUUGUGCUGUUGAAGAGUGGCCCGAUACCACUUGUACACGCUGUCACUGUGACCUGGAUUAGCACUACUUCGACCCCUUGUGCGCUAGUGCUUACCUGACUUUUUCCUUGUUUCACUAUAUUUUCAAGUACAUAUAUAGCGAAGAAGCAGCAUCCUGUGUGCAAUGAAGUGACUGAUAUUGCCAGUCUCUAUUUAUUUGCCAUGGCUUGGCAGUGUAUUUUGACCAGAUGUACAUACAUUGUUGGAGCAGCAGUGGAAGUUGAAAUUUUGCU